AAGCCUUCCUUGCUUCACCUCGUCAUCUGCUCAGGCAGCCCCCGAUGGCGGACUACGAUUUUCGCCCAGGAGGCUCACUCAAAUUCAAGGGCGGUGUUGCUGAAGGAGGUAUCGUGAAGAAAAAGAAGAAAUCUAAACCCAAGCCAAACUCGCAAUCUGAUAGUGCGAAGGACCGCGAGCGUGAACGAGUGAAGGAUUUAUUAUUCAAAGAGGAGGCAGAACUUGCUAGUGGUUCAGCGUCGGGUAGCAGUUCUCCAGCUCUACCAGGGAGUGAUGCCAGAAAAACGGACGCAGAACGACGUUUUGAGGAAGCGCAAAGGCGCAGGCUCGAAAGUAAAGUAGCUCAAUUGGCUCGUAAGACGCACAAGGAUCGCGUCAACGAGCUUAAUGCUAAACUUGAGUCGCUCAGCGAGCACCACGAUAUUCCCAAGGUUGGUCCAGGAUAAUAUUUACAAAAAAUCGCGUUCAGCACUGCGUUCGGCUCAAAGACUGGUUUUGUGCGGGCCAGGCGGUGCAGAAUUUCAGUGGCGACGACUAUCUUCUUAUCAUCAUCAUGUCCUUGUAGACUGCUUGAAAUUUAUGUAUUUUACACGCGAAGUGCCUGGGGUUCCACUAUUGCCACAUAU
Messenger RNA from Suillus discolor, 626 nucleotides. RefSeq lists its product as uncharacterized. The transcript has 4 exons. Lineage: Eukaryota; Fungi; Basidiomycota; Agaricomycetes; Boletales; Suillaceae. Gene Ontology annotation, cellular component: nucleolus. The record is from RefSeq and is a predicted model, not a curated record. The coding region runs from base 45 to 446 and encodes 133 amino acids.